GUUAUGUAGAUGCGUACACGACUCGAAGCGAUUCAUUUACUGUAUAUCGGACAAGUGUCUCUCGGGUACCGCACUCGCGAUUAUUACGCACGUUUGUACGUAAAAAUUCGAUUAUCUCUCGCUCUCUCUUCCCCGAGGCAUAUUAUUAUUAAUCAAAAUCAGAGUAUCGUAGCCCGCGCGCGUGUACAUAGCAGCGGUGUAUAGGGCACACAUGUAAUAAUUCUAUGAUAAGCCUAAGCUCUCUCGGUGGGGAUCAGAGACGAUCGAGUGCUACUGCCUGCGUACAGGCUAUAAUAGAUCGGCUCGAACUCGUUCGCGCGCGUAAAUCGCGGCUCGUGUACGAUCGAGACGGUAGUGCGUAAACGCGCAACGCUACGAAGGAACUGCAGCAGCUCGUGCGCGUUUGUUUGUUUGUUGUGUGUUUCGUGUGGAAUAAUAAUCGUGUGCAAUCGGCGCGCGCGAAAUGAAGAUAUGAGCCCGAGCCCCCAAGGCAAGGAACAGAUCGUCGCAUCCGACGUCGACGUAGCAGUAACAACACCAGCAUCGGUAGCAUCAGCAGAAGAAGAGAGCAACAUCUGCCCGCACUGUCUGAGAUCGCCCAAGAGCUGCCUGAAGAAUUUCCUGCCGAAAUUCGCCAUCGCCCAGCCGUGCAGCUGCUUCGUGUCGCUGGCCGAUCGCAAGCACCUCAUCGACGACACCAUGAGCUCCAAUGGCAUCAAUUCCGAUAGCAUCAGCAGCAACGACAGCAGCACCGAGCACACGCCUCCGAGUCGCGAUCACAGUCGGUCCAAUGGAGCGAUCCCCGUUGCGGCAGCGCCGAGACUGUCGCGCCAGAGCAGCGUCGUCCUCGACGAGGAAUGCAUGGACAAUCUGAAGAAGCGCAUGAGCGAGAUGCGCCAGAGCACCAUCAGCGAUCUCAGCCACAAGCUCAACUGCAUGAUGGACGAGGUGAUGGCUCGGCUCAGCAUCAACACCAUGACCCAGGCGGAGCUCCAGCUCUUUCGCAACGGCAGCCCGGAAAAAGUCGCGAGCGACGACGCGAGACGCAGAAAGGGACAGCUCGCCACCAAGGUCUUUCUGCCCAGAAACUCGUACCUCACCGAUCUCCUCAAGAUCAAUCACAUCAAGACGAUCUACAACAUCUUCGUGGUCAUGCUGAUCGUGCUGGUGACCAACACCGCGGUGCAGGACGUGCUCGAGCAGGGCGAGACCCAUCUCGGCCUGAAAACCAUCAAAGCCGGCUUCGGACAGAUCGACAAGGUGCUCGUGGCUUGGCUGCUCAUGGCCGGAUCGACGUUCGCCACUCAUCAAGGAUUUCAGCUCUGGGCGAGGAAACGGCGAGAGAUACCCGCGGCAAAUGCGUUGCAACGGGGAUCGAUCGACUUCCUGGCCUGUCUGACACUCCUCGUGCAACAAGCCGCUUUUAUUUAUUUACCGGCGAGACUGUGUGUGCUGGAACGACUGCCACCCGCGUCCAGUCUGCUGCUCAUGAUGGAGCAGGUGCGCAUGCUGAUGAAGACCUACGCCUUCGUGCGCACCAACGCGACCAGGAUGUUGUCGAGUAAAAAGGACAAGGUGGACGGAGAGGACAAAGAAGCCGCGGUGGUCGGCUGUCCGGAAUUCUCCAAGUUUCUCUACUUCUUCUUCGCGCCGACCCUCAUAUACCGCGACGAGUAUCCAAGGCUAGCGACUAUCCGCUGGCGAGUCGCCCUUUGGAACCUGCUCGAGAUCUGCAUGACCAUCUUCUACGUAUCCUUCAUCUUCGAGCGCUUCAUCCUGCCCCCGUUCGACAAGUACGGCCGCGACAUAUUCGAGCCCAAGCUCGCCGUCAUGACCACCUUCUCCUUCAUGCUCCCGGGCUUGGUCAUGUUUCUCUUCGGCUUCUACUGCGUCCUCCACUCCACCCAGAAUCUCUUCGCCGAGCUGCUGCGCUUCGCCGAUCGUCAAUUCUACAAGGACUGGUGGAACAGCACCUCGUUCGACGCCUACUAUCGGCUCUGGAACAUCCCCGUGCACGACUGGCUGUACGAGUACGUCUACAAGGACGUGUAUCACGCGACGAGGGGCAAAAAGCUCCCGGCCACCCUGGCCGUGUUCUACAUAUCGGCCAUAGUGCACGAGUACAUACUCGCCUUCGCCUUCGGAUUCUUCUACCCGGUCAUGUUCGUGUCGUUCGGCAUAAUGGGCGUGCUGCUGGUCUUUCUCACCAAGAAGCACUCCAAGGUCGACGGCAACGUCUUCAUCUGGUGGAGUCUGUUCACCGGCACCGGGCUGCUGUUCAGUCUCUACUCCAUGGAGUACUACGCAAGGGCCCAUUGUCCGCCUUAUCAGGGACAUAUGAGAGAUUUACUCAUGCCGAGGAGCUGGACGUGUCGAAACUCCACAGUGGGUUACAUGUAGAUAAUAAUCGAGGGAGAGAGAGAAAGAUCCGAGAUACAUAUAUUAUGUAUAUUUUUGUUGUUGAUUAUAUUCAUAUGUGUAUAUGCGGGUGCCAUUAAUCGUUAAAGCUAUGAUCGUUAUAUUAUAGGAUAAUAAUGUAUUAUUUCUUCGAGUGUACAGUUUAUUUUUUUUCGAAUAUGUUACAAAUAGAUUAUAUACCGUUAAAAAAAAAAAAAAA
Messenger RNA from Trichogramma pretiosum, 2617 nucleotides. RefSeq names its product sterol O-acyltransferase 1. Gene Ontology annotation, cellular component: endoplasmic reticulum membrane. Gene Ontology annotation, biological process: cholesterol metabolic process. The transcript has 5 exons. NCBI's taxonomy places the organism in Eukaryota, Metazoa, Arthropoda, Insecta, Hymenoptera, Trichogrammatidae. The record is from RefSeq and is a predicted model, not a curated record. Bases 472 to 2400 code for a protein of 642 amino acids.